Messenger RNA from Thlaspi arvense, 1905 nucleotides. NCBI's taxonomy places the organism in Eukaryota, Viridiplantae, Streptophyta, Magnoliopsida, Brassicales, Brassicaceae. The record is from the annotation of a GenBank genome assembly.
GGGGAGGAGGAAAAUUCGAUGGGUUUUCUGGUGGAUACGCAAAAGGAAGGAGGUGGACAUUCAUGGGGUUACCUCAGGAGUUUGGUCAGAAGGAAACAGGUCGACUCUGCAAUCGCCUCUUCUUCUCAGCAUCAGCUCGCCAAAGCCCUAACUGUUCCUCACUUGGUUGCAAUUGGUGUGGGAGCAACAAUAGGAGCAGGAGUGUAUAUUCUUGUGGGAACAGUUGCGAGGGAGCAUUCAGGGCCGGCUCUUGCUUUGUCCUUCCUCAUUGCUGGGAUUGCCGCUGCGCUCUCUGCCUUCUGCUAUGCUGAACUCUCUAGUCGUUGUCCCUCUGCGGGCAGUGCCUACCACUAUUCUUACAUUUGUGUAGGCGAAGGUGUUGCUUGGUUGAUCGGUUGGGCUCUGAUUCUCGAAUACACCAUUGGUGGCUCAGCUGUUGCCCGAGGCAUAUCCCCUAAUCUGGCAUUGAUUUUUGGUGGGGAGGAUGGUUUGCCUUCAUUCUUAGCGCGUCACCAGAUCCCAGGCCUUGAUGUUGUUGUUGAUCCGUGUGCUGCUAUUCUAGUCUUCAUUGUAACUGGCCUUUUGUGCUUGGGAAUUAAGGAGAGCACAUUUGCUCAGGGGAUUGUGACUGCAGCCAAUGUGUGUGUCUUGUUAUUUGUCAUCGUAGCUGGUACUUAUCUGGGCUUCAAGACAGGUUGGGCUGGUUACGAACUCUCGACAGGGUUUUUUCCAUUCGGAGUGGAUGGGAUGUUUGCUGGCUCUGCUACAGUGUUCUUUGCAUUCAUUGGGUUUGAUUCGGUUGCAAGUACUGCAGAGGAGGUGAAAAAUCCCCAACGGGAUUUACCAAUUGGUAUUGGUCUUGCACUCUUCCUCUGUUGUUCUCUCUACAUGAUGGUCUCCAUUGUUAUUGUUGGUUUAGUUCCUUACUAUGCCAUGGAUCCUGACACUCCCAUUUCCUCUGCGUUCGCUAGUCAUGACAUGCAGUGGGCCGUAUACUUGAUUACCUUAGGAGCUGUCAUGGCACUCUGCUCAGCUUUAAUGGGUGCCCUUCUCCCUCAGCCGCGAAUUCUGAUGGCAAUGGCUAGGGAUGGUUUGCUACCUUCUAUCUUCUCAGACGUUAACAGAAGCACACAGGUCCCGGUGAAAGCGACCAUAGCAACUGGGAUUUGUGCGGCAACCUUGGCGUUCUUUAUGGAUGUUUCACAGCUUGCAGGCAUGGUGAGUGUUGGGACACUUUUGGCAUUUACGAUGGUGGCAAUAUCAGUGUUGAUACUCAGAUAUGUUCCUCCAGAUGAGCUACCUCUUCCGUCAUCUCUUCAAGACAGAAUUGAUUCUGUUACAUUUGAUCAUGUUGGGUCAUCGAGUAGUAGCACAAAACAGCCUUUAAUUGGGAAGAAUGAUGCUCCGGUUCAUUUCCCAGUUGUCGAGAAGCAAGAAGCUCUUGGGUGCUGGGUUAUCAGCGAAGAGAAGAGGAGGACAGUCGCGGGAUGGAGCAUUAUGUGCACUUGUAUUGGGGCCUUCCUUCUAAGUUAUGUGGCAUCAAGCCUCAACUUCCCAGGGUUAGUUAGAUAUCCACUGUGUGGUGUUGGUGGAAUCCUGCUCCUUGCUGGUUUGAUUGCUCUGACUUCUAUAGAUCAAGAUGAUGCCAGGCACACUUUUGGACAUUCUGGAGGUUUCAUAUGCCCGUUUGUUCCACUCCUGCCAAUCAUAUGCAUACUCAUCAACAUGUACCUUUUGGUCAACCUUGGGUCUGCAACAUGGGGUCGUGUCUCGGUGUGGCUGCUCAUUGGAGUGGUUGUCUAUGUUUUCUACGGCCGAAAACACAGCUCGCUCGCAAAUGCAGUUUACGUUACUACAGCUCAUGCGGAGGAGAUAUAUCGUGAACAUGAAGUUUCUUUGGCUUAG